AUGACUCCCGCGACAGACGUAGAAAAUCCAGUCGACGAUACGACUUUUGCUGCUCUUUCCAGGCACGUAAGACGUCGCAUAGACGAUGCCUUCGACGAAGCCUCCGGUGCUACUCCCAAACAGCACCCUCGCAAAAGAAGAAAAGUAGACCACGCCAUAGAACCAGGCGGUUUUGUGAUAGAGGAUGCUGGCGGUUUCAUACCAGAAGACAUCGAGCCGGGAGGAUUUUUAGUCGAUGAAGUUUCUGAUGGGAGUGAACUAGCGAUCGACGACCAAGACCCCGCCAAAAAUAUCAACCUUGAGACCGAAGCUCUUGAGUUUCGUAUACCGUUGUCAUCCGUCCCGCAUGCUCUACAGCUUCUCGAUGUGCCUGCCGAUGAAGAAGUGCUUUCUGUGUUCCGUCAGGCUGCUUCCGGCUGGGGAGCGCGCUCUAACGAGGAAGGGGUUAGUAGGAAAGACUGGAGGGCGGUUUGCACUGUGCUUCUUGAACAGGAACAAGAUAACGAAGACGAUCUGAAUACUGCAGACAUUGGUCUGGACGAAGACUUUGCUCCUGGGGAUGCAGAUGAUGAUGGCGAGGACUAUCGCAUGUCAGACGAAGAUGAGUUCAGCAACGUAUCUGGGUCCGAUGAGGAGUAUCUGGAGGGUGUUGCAUCUACUUCGCGCAAGCAGUCCCACAAAUCUAGGGCCUCGAGAUCAUCACUACCGCACUUUGACAAUGAGGACCCACGUCAACUGAAUUCCCACCAGAAACACGAAUGCCGCGAGGCAUUUUCUUUAAUUUUCCCUGACGUUCCAGACACGGAUUUAGACCAACAAAAGAUCAUGAUCAAAGACAUCACGCGAGUCGCAAAAAUGCUAAAGGAAAAAUUGAAAGCUGAAGAUAUUGUUGAAAUGCUCGAGACGUUUUCUUCCUCGCCUGACAAGUCAAUGAGCCUCGAUGACUUCGGGCGCAUGAUGGUGGAGGCCAAAAUGGUUUAA
Serpula lacrymans var. lacrymans S7.9 is the source of this 981-nucleotide messenger RNA. RefSeq lists its product as uncharacterized. The transcript has 2 exons. The record is from RefSeq and is a predicted model, not a curated record. NCBI's taxonomy places the organism in Eukaryota, Fungi, Basidiomycota, Agaricomycetes, Boletales, Serpulaceae. The coding region runs from base 1 to 981 and encodes 326 amino acids.